Molecule: messenger RNA, 3230 nt
Organism: Culex pipiens pallens (northern house mosquito)
Lineage: Eukaryota; Metazoa; Arthropoda; Insecta; Diptera; Culicidae
Gene: Gpo1
Product: glycerol-3-phosphate dehydrogenase, mitochondrial
Exons: 7
Coding region: 247-2448 (733 amino acids)
Biological process (GO): glycerol-3-phosphate metabolic process
Cellular component (GO): glycerol-3-phosphate dehydrogenase (FAD) complex; mitochondrion
Molecular function (GO): glycerol-3-phosphate dehydrogenase (quinone) activity; calcium ion binding
Source: RefSeq, a predicted model, not a curated record
GAACUGCAUCGCCAGUUCGCAUCGCGACGUCGUCCUCUCGAAACGGUUUGCACGGUCGUCGUCGUCGUCGUCUAGGGCACCAGGUGUCUCCAGGGGUUGUCUCCUUUUCGGUUGAACGGAUUCCGUUGAACGUCGGCGUGCGUGGAGUUCUGUGCUUGGGGGUGGAAGUUUUUUUUGUUUGUUUGGUUUUUUUUGCUUGGACGUUCAACAGUUUAGUGUGAGCUUCUUGGAGAUACCGCAUAGACCAUGGCAUCGCGUCUGAGAAAACUGGGCAUUACGGCCGCUGGCGUCGCGAUCGGUGCCGCACUGUCCACGUACGCGCUCCGUGUCAGCGACGUAUCGCCACACCAUGUUCAAAUGGAGGAGAUGCAGCGAAUCCGUCGCAAGCGAACUCUCCCGUCGCGAUCGGAGCAGGUCAAGACGCUGCAGUCGGGUGAGGAGUUCGACGUGCUGAUCAUCGGUGGGGGUGCCACGGGUGCCGGGUGUGCCCUGGACGCGGUGACACGUGGUCUCAAGACGGCCCUGGUUGAGGCGGACGACUUUGCCAGUGGAACGUCGUCCAAGUCGACCAAGCUGAUCCACGGUGGUGUUCGUUACCUGCAGAACGCCAUCAUGGGGCUGGACAUUGAGCAGUACCGGAUGGUGAAGGAAGCGUUGCACGAGCGGGCUUCCAUGCUGCGGUCGGCGCCUCACCUGACGCGACCGCUGCCGAUCAUGCUGCCGGUUUACACGUGGUGGCAGAUUCCGUACUUUUGGGUCGGUAUCAAGGCGUACGAUCUGGUAGCGGGUGAUCGUAACGUCAAGACUUCGUAUUACUUGUCGCGGGAGGAUGCCUUGGAGUUGUUCCCCAUGUUGCGUGGUGACAAGUUGUGCGGUGCGAUCGUGUACUACGACGGCCAACAGGACGAUGCUCGGAUGUGUUUGGCCGUAUCGUUGACGGCUGCUCGUCACGGAGCCGCGAUCACCAACCACGUGGAGGUGUUGGAGUUGCUGAAGAAGAAGGAUCCUGAGGGUGGAAAGGACAUUCUGUGUGGAGCCAAGGUUCGCGAUAAUAUCUCCAAGAAGGAGUGGACCAUUAAGGCCAAGUGCGUUAUUAACGCAACUGGUCCGUUUACGGACUCGAUCCGUAAGAUGGACAACCCGACGGUCAAGACGAUUUGUUGUCCCAGCUCGGGUGUGCACAUUGUGCUGCCUGGUUACUAUAGCCCGCAGCAGAUGGGAUUGCUGGAUCCGGCGACUUCCGAUGGUCGUGUGAUCUUCUUCUUGCCAUGGUUGAACGGUACUAUUGCCGGCACUACGGAUGCUCCGUGUGAAGUUACGCGCAGCCCAAUGCCCAGUGAGGAUGAGAUUCAGUUCAUUCUCAGUGAGAUCAAGAACUAUCUCAACAAGGACGUUGACGUACGUCGUGGUGAUGUGCUGUCGGCUUGGAGUGGCAUCAGACCGCUGGUUCAAGAUCCCAACAAGGGCGAUACCAAGUCGUUGGCCCGUAACCAUAUCGUGCACGUGAGUGAGUCCAAGCUGAUCACGAUUGCCGGUGGUAAGUGGACCACGUUCCGUGCGAUGGCUGAACAUACGAUUGAUGCUGCGAUCAAGGCUUGCAAACUGGAACCGGAACGCGAGUGUGUUACCGACGGUUUGUGGAUCGAGGGCGCUCAGGGCUGGACCCCAACCAUGUACAUCCGCUUGGUGCAAGAUUUGGGCCUGGAGGUCGAGGUCGCCAAGCACUUGGCCAUCUCGUACGGUGAUCGUGCCUUUGCGGUCGCCAAGAUGGCCGCCCUUACCGGUAAGAGAUGGCCCAUCAUUGGCAAGAAGCUGCACCCAGAGUUCCCCUACAUUGAUGCUGAAGUGCGUUACGGAAUUCGUGAAUAUGCUUGCACCCUGGUUGAUAUGGUCGCCCGUAGACUGCGGUUGUCCUUCCUGAACGUGCAGGCUGCCAGCGAGGCUCUUCCAAUGGUUGCCGACAUUAUGGCCGAGGAGCUUAAGUGGUCCAAGGAGGAGAAGGAAAAACAAAUUGCGGCUUGCGAGCACUUCUUGCAGACGCAGAUGGGUCAACAGGUCAACCGUCAGCUCAAGGAGAAGAUUCCGGUCAAUUUGUCCAAGUCCGAGGUCGAGACUUACACGAAACGCUUCGAAACGAUCGACAAGGAUAAGAAGGGCUACGUCUCGAUCACCGAUAUUAAACGUGCCAUGAAGGCCUUUGGAGAUGCCGAGGUCAGUGGUGAGGAGCUUCACGACAUUCUGCGUGAAAUCGAUACCAACAUGAACGGUCAGGUUGAGCUGGAUGAGUACCUUCAGAUGAUGUCCGCCAUCAAGUCCGGAAACAUUUCGCACUCGCGCUUCGCGGCCGUCGCCGAGCAGGAGGAGAUCCGCAAGGAGCAGGAACGACUCCGGAAGCAGAUCACCGUGGACCGUUCCGGUGGUGGUCAACAGAAGAAGAAAGUAAACUAAAGCAUGCACGUGGUUCAACGAUCUCAACCGUUGCUCGCACGUUGUUGUCAACCUUAAACCAAACAUUUCUCCCACCACAACACUCCACAUCACACCACAGAAAUCGAUCCACUCUUUCGAAGGACCUGUUCGCCGGAUUGCAUGCGGAUUUCUGUCCCCGUUGUUCCCCCUCUGUCGAUGUACAUAAUUUAACUGUUGUUUUUUUGUGCCGAGUACGAAAGAUCUUCAGGAUCGAGAUGGUAGAAUCUCGCGCUUUCGUCGGAGAAUGGACGUUUUGUACGACUCGUUCAAUAGGAUAGGUAUCGUUAAGCUGAGGAAGUCCCGCCAAUUCACAAAUAUUUUUUAAGGAUGCAAACAUAAUUUAUUGAAAUCAUCGUCACCGGUACAGCAGCAUAAAAGCGGAGUAAUAGCCGCAUGUGAACGAACAAUUUUCGAAAAGACACAAAGUAUGGUAACGUUAUAAAACAAACAAACAAAAUCGCGUAAGCCUAAACAAAACACGUGAUGCGCUUGCUCUCCGUCAAAGGACUGUCGGAGAUGUUCGAUUGAGCCCUGUAAAGUUAUACAUUUUAAAUUGUUAUUGUGAAAGUCAAACACUGUUAUUGGAUAUUACUUUUAAUCAUUAAUUGUUUAGAAACGAACUCAUCAAGAUGUGCUGGAAGCGGAAUGAAAAUUUUGUGGAAAUGAAAUCCAAAACUUUGUAUUGACACAUUUUUUGAUCAACUCUUGAUGUUUAUUGAUAUACCAGAAUGUUAAAAAAAAAACUAAAUAUAAAAUAAAAA